Messenger RNA from Daphnia pulicaria, 491 nucleotides. RefSeq lists its product as uncharacterized. NCBI's taxonomy places the organism in Eukaryota, Metazoa, Arthropoda, Branchiopoda, Diplostraca, Daphniidae. The transcript has 2 exons. The record is from RefSeq and is a predicted model, not a curated record. The coding region runs from base 101 to 406 and encodes 101 amino acids.
UUUGUGGCUAUAAAGCUCGACCAAAUCGACAAUAGAGAAUCAUUCGACAGUAUACAUAUUCAAACAAAGAACAACAAAGUAACAUCACUACUCUAUAGACAUGAAAUCCAAGAUUAUUCUGUUGAUGUUUGCAAUGGUAAUGCUGGCCGUCGUGGCAAAAGAAAUCAAUCCAUUCUCAAUUUAUGGGAAGAAAUCACUUGGUCUCGUACAUGGGCACUUCAAGCGUGAGGCUGUUCAAACCGUUGCUGGCCGUCCCGCUGGACUUGAAACCCAUCCCACUCACGGAACGGCAACAGACCAGGAAGAAGAACUGAUUCACAAACUCUUUAAACGUGAGGCUGUUCCAUGUCAAGGCCCUCUCCUUCCCAUCGCUGGACUUGGAGGCUGCCACGGAUCAGGAAAAUAAUAAAAAUUUUAAAGCAUUUUAGCAAUGGCUUGACAAAAAUAUAUCAAUUUCCACAGUUGCCGAAAUAAAUAAUGAUUAACAGUUA